GCAUGCACUAGUAGAGCAAACUCAAAGUCGUCUUGUUCUUGUUCAUCAUCUGACCAAAUCUAAGUUUAAUAAUAAAGUUGUUUCGAUUGACAUUCAUUCACCUUGGAUUAAUAAUGGUAUAAUCAGCGCUACUAACUUCGAUCGACUAUCCAGUGUUACAGUCACAUCAAGUAAUAUUGCAUAUAUUAUUUUCACUAGUGGUUCAACGGGGGUACCAAAAGCGAUUAAAGUACGGCACAUAAAUUUUGCUGGAUGUGUAUACUCUUUGGUUAGCAGUAAUACAUUUAAUAAAAAUGAUACUGUUGCUCAGAUGGCACGAUGCUCCUUUGAUCUUCAACUUCAAGAAAUACUUGGCAGUUUGAUGAUUGGAGCUACAGUGGUGAUGCUUCAUCCAAAAGGAACAGUUGAUUUUGAUUAUCUCUCUCACAUCUUGUAUACUAAAGAAGUUACGUACAUGCAAAGUGUGCCAAGUUUACUUCAAGGUUUUUUCAUUUCUCGCGAACAGUGGGUUAACGCAAACGCUUUUAAACACCUUCGAUCGAUUUCCUGUGCCGGUGAACCGUUUUCUGUUAAACUAAGGACUUUAAUUGCUAACAUUGGUAUACCACACUGUAAUGUAUGGAAUCUUUAUGGUGCUACUGAAACAACACUCGUCUCUACAUAUCAUCUUGUUGAUACUAAGUCCAACAGUGCAAGCAUUUCGGUCGGUAGAUCACUACCAAGCUAUCAAUCAUUGCUCUUAAAUAAAUUUUUGCAAAGCGCCUCUAUUAGUCAAAAAGGAGUUUUAUUUACUGGAGGUGUUGGUGUCUUUGCUGGUUAUCUUGGACAUGACAAUUUGACCGCCAAAGCACUCAUAGAAAUUGAUGGCCAAUUAUUCUAUCGAGUAGGUGAUCUUGUUCAUAUAGAUACGAAUGGUCUUCUUCAUUAUCACGGAAGAAAAGAUCAUCAGGUAAAAUUACAUGGACAACGAAUUGAACUUGGUGAAAUCGAACGAUGUUUACUUAUUAUUACAUCUAUCUCUGCUUGUGUUGUCAUGAAAUGGAAAGAUGAUUAUUUAGUUGCAUAUAUUCAAUCUUCUCAAAUCAAUGAAGAACAACUACGUCAACAUUGUCAAUCUCAUCUUCCACCAUAUAUGAUUCCAUCUUUCUUUAUUAUACUUGAUGAAUUACCUUUGAAUCAAAAUGGAAAAAUAGAUCGAAAACUUCUUCCCCCACCUCAAUGCUCAUCUAUGCAGCUCACAAAUAGUUUACAACUAUUUCUACCAACAAAUGAUAUUGAACUUACUAUUCAUCGCAUUUGGUGUAAUAUAUUCAAACAAAAUCAAAUCUCAAUUGAUACAAAUAUCUUUACUAUUGGUGGUCAUUCAUUACUUUUAAUGCAACUCUUUCAUCGAUACAAGAUCCACUUUCAUCUAGAACAAAAGCAAAAUACUCUCUCGAUAUCUAAUCUAUUUCAACAUCCAACAAUUAUUCAUCAUGCUCAACUCAUUCAACAGUGUAUCAGUACCAUCCACACUGUGGAUGAUUAUCCUUGGUUAUCAUUACAUCUCACUCAAACUAAAGCGUCAUUUGCACAAGAACGAAUCUAUUUAGAUGAGCAAAUUCGUUUUUCAUCCAACCAAACAACGAUGAAUAAUAUAUAUGUUAUUCCUUUACUUUAUCGUAUAUCAUCUAUGAAUGAUCAUGUGUCAAUUACUCGAUUACAUCAUGCAUUUCAAAGUGUUAUCAUAAAACACAAUAUUCUUCGAACAGCACUUUAUCUUGAUACAAACGGCCAUAUUAUACAACAUUGUUUAGAUAUGAAAUCAGACAGAUUUACAAUCGUUAAUAUUCAUAAUAAUGAUCGGCAUCAUAUGAAUGAAAUUAUUGGUGAAAUAUUAAAUCAAUCUGAUUUAUUUGAUUUGUCAAAAGGGUGUGUCAUUCACUUUCACAUUCUACGUCAUUAUCAUCAAUCUCAAGAUAGUAUCACACAUGAGAAUGAUGAUCUAUUAAGUGAAAAUGAUCACAUAUUAAUUAGUAUUCAUCAUGCAAUGUUUGAUGGAGCAUCAACAUCAAUCUUCCUUCGUGAUCUUUCUCUUGCUUAUCAAUCUGAUGAUUCAUUAUUUGUGGAUGAUAAUCUUUUGAAUUAUAUCGAUUAUUCUGUUCAUGAACAUAUCAUAGAUAUGUCAUUAUCUCGUGAAUUCUGGCAUUCUCAACUCAAAGGAUAUAAUAUUAAAUAUUCAUUAUCAUUAUCAGUUGAUCGACAACGUUCAUCAACUAGCCAACAACGAUCAGGUUUAGCAUCCAUCGUUGAAAUCGCUUUCGAUAAUGAAAUAUGCACAUCAUUUCUAAACUAUGCAUCAUCACAUCGUCUCACACUCUUUCAACUUGGAUUAUCCAUAUUUUAUGUCUUCCUAUCCAAAUUAACUCAUGGUGAGACUGAUCUAUGUAUUGGUUCUAUCAACGCUAAUCGAUACCGAAGUGAAUUAGUGAAUAUGAUAGGAAUGUUUGUUUCAACAUUACCAUAUCGUGUUGAACUUGAUUCACAUUGGUCAUUUGAUGAAGUAGUUCAAUAUGUACAAGAAAAAUGUUUAUCAAUUCUUGAACAUUCUCAUUAUCCAUUACAACAUAUUCUUGGUGAUAAUCAACUAAAUCAAUCGAAUGUAUCAUUUCUUGAGACAAUGUUUGAUUUUAUUAGUGUGACAAAAGAUAUGGGACAUUUAAGUUUGAAUGAUACAAAUUUAGAACAAGGAUCAUCAGAACAAUCAACUGAAGUGUCUAAAUUUGACUUUUCAUUAACAUUUGAAUACAAUCCAUUAUCAGAUAACAACAGAUUAUUAUGUCGUUUUGUUUGUUCACAUGAUCUGUUUGAAAAGUCAACUAUUUCGCAAAUAGCUCAAAGAUUUGAAUACACGUUUGAGCAAUUGUUUCGAACACAAGCAAGCAAUAUUGCUAUGAUGAAUGUGAGUUCAUCGAUUCGCAAACUGUCUCUUAUUCUUCCCGAAGAAGCUGAAGAAAUGGAAUUAGUUGUGUUUCAUCGAUUGCAGAAUAUUGUCGAUGAAGCGCCAGCAUCAUUUGCACAAGCUCGUAUCUGGCUUGAUGAAAGAAUUCGAUUCGACCCAGAUAAGCCUCAAAUAGCAAUCUACAAUAUGCCUUUUGUUUAUCGUCUUCAAUCAGAUCAUACUUUAUCGAUUAAACAACUUCAUCAUGCUCUUUAUCUCACUGUUAACAAACAUCACUCACUUCAUACAUCACUUCAUUUUGAUAUCCAAAAGAAUCUACUUAUGCAACGAGUUAUUACUCAUGAACAUAAAAUUAAUAUGUUUUCAAUCAUCGAAACUACUUAUGAAACAGAUGAGCAACUCGAUGAAAUUUUACAUGGUGAGAAACGUAAUCUUCGUCUUUUUGAUCUUGAUCAAGGUCUGGUGUUUCGAUGUCAUAUUAUUUAUCACAAACAAAUCUCUUCAAAUCAUCUUCUUUCUCACAAAGAUCUACUUAUCUUCAACUUUCACCAUGCUUUGUUUGACUUUCCAUCGAUGGAAGUGUUUCAUUAUGAUCUCAAUCAAGCAUACACAACAGGUCAAUUAUUAUAUAAUGACAACACUAAACUUCGUUAUCUCGAUUAUGCUGUUAUUGAACAACAAAUGUCAAUGACUGGUGCAAGCAUGUUUUGGCUUGAUG
Adineta steineri is the source of this 3659-nucleotide messenger RNA. The record is from the annotation of a GenBank genome assembly. NCBI's taxonomy places the organism in Eukaryota, Metazoa, Rotifera, Eurotatoria, Adinetida, Adinetidae.